CUCUACCAAACAAGUUGAAACAACCCACCAGGUAUCAAGGCGCAUCCUAUCCGGAGCAUAUACCAGCCUCGAAGCUUCGGCUACUGCUCUCUGUCGUAUUGAACAAGGCGCAAUUCUCUUUGCAAGCAGCAGGAAGCCUCUGCAGGCCAAUAAUCCUCGAUGACGUCGUCAAGGAUCGCCUCUCUUGACAUUCCUUCUGCUCUGAGCGACAGCAGACCCUCUACAUCAGGCUCGGCGGUAUCAACCGAAUCAGAAAGCGUCCAAACAUCCGCAAGAACAACAGCGAGUCAAUUGCGCAACAGAACAGAACGGCCUUCCCUGCCACUCCCUUUACGUCGUCGCACCUUCAAUGGCCGGCGAAACACGGACAAAGAUGCUAUUGAGGAAUCUGUUGCGUUGCUCAAAUUAGGCCUGGUGCUGGAUAGAGUUGAGCGUAAGCUUUCGCAGCUGGAUUUGUCCGACUUUUCUCUUGCAGACGGCAAGCUCGCCGCUGCAUAUGACACUUUGCGAACUAUCUUCAAAGACUCGGCUUGUCGUGUCGGUGGUGAAGCCAAGGGACGUGCUUUGGUAGUCAUUAAGUUAUUGGAAAGCAAGUGUGCGGCCGUUCUCUCAACAAGUCCAGAUGAUGCAUCCGUCUCAGCGGAAGAGGCCGAAGCAUCAGCCUUACCUGAACGCAUUCAUGGUGCUCGAAAGUUCCUGGAGCAUGCUCUACAUGAGAUUGAACAUUCGUAUUACGCUCGUUUCCAUGAGGGAAGGCAAUCUGUUUUGGAAAAGAUUUCGCAUUUGCAGGAGGAGAUCAGCCGAGGCUCGCAAGAAGCAGCGGCGCGUGUUGCAGCCAUCAAGCAAGCUGUUGCCACAGCUUCUACGCGGCUUUUGAGCUACUCAGAGCUGCCGUUUGAGUGGCGCAACAAUGACUACAUCAAGGGCGGGUAUCGCUUCUAUGCGUCUCCUGUUCAAUGUGCCUGCUCAGCCUUUCAAAUUCACAACGAAACAGGCAACAUUUGGACGCAUCUUGCUGGCUUCAUGUUCCUCUGUGGUGUCGGACUUUGGGCCUAUCCACGCUCACCAGCUUUCUCCGAAAUGACUUUUUACGACCGUCUCAUCUUUUUCGUCUUUCUAGCAGCAGCGUUGAAAUGCCUCGGCGCUUCAGCUCUGUGGCACACCUUCGCACACAUUGCGAACCUCAAGGCAAUGAAGAAGCUUGCGUGCAUGGACUAUGUUGGCAUCUCUGUCCUGAUUGCUGCCUCUAUCGUGACGAUGGAAUACCAUGGCUUCUAUUGCGACCCCUGGAAACAGCUCUUCUACGUCGGCUUUACAAGCGCCCUUGGCGUUCUUGGUACUAUCAUUCCGUGGUUCGAAUUCUUUGACAAGGUGGAGAAUCGCGGCUUCAAGAUUUGCUUCUUCCUCGGUAUUGCCUUUUCAGGCAUCGUGCCCAUCACACAUAUUGUCUUGUCACAGUCCGCAAGUCGGACACUUUACUUUUUCGCUCCAGUCAUCAAGUCUCUUCUCUGCUAUACAACUGGUGUAGCAGUCUAUGCUUCACGCUUUCCAGAGAAAUGGCGACCUGGAACAUUUGAUCUCUUCCUCAAUUCGCACAAUCUCUGGCAUCUCAUGGUUUUCGGUGGAAUUUGGUAUCACUUCAAGGCAGUACAGGGUUUCCACACUACGAGUCGGUCUUUUGCUUGUCAAGCUGCAGAGACUGCGUCGUACAGUGAACCUAUUCAACGCAUGGCAGGCUUGGUGGCUGCAAAGGCCGUCGAGCUGGCCUCCGCUGUCGUCCCGGCAGCUGCUCAGGAAACGGUCGGUUGGCUUGAGCGAUUUCAAAUUCAGCUUCCGUUUUUGCAAUAAUGAGGCCUGGCGACCUCUUUAAUGAUAGUGUUUCAUUAGGCUUAAAAUAUAAACGGUUAAUCGCAUUGCUUG
Protomyces lactucae-debilis is the source of this 1920-nucleotide messenger RNA. Its product is annotated as hemolysin-III related-domain-containing protein. Bases 160 to 1848 code for a protein of 562 amino acids. Gene Ontology annotation, cellular component: membrane. NCBI's taxonomy places the organism in Eukaryota, Fungi, Ascomycota, Taphrinomycetes, Taphrinales, Protomycetaceae. The transcript has a single exon. Gene Ontology annotation, molecular function: signaling receptor activity. The record is from RefSeq and is a predicted model, not a curated record.